Mastomys coucha (southern multimammate mouse) is the source of this 12657-nucleotide messenger RNA. RefSeq names its product basonuclin 2 (gene Bnc2). Lineage: Eukaryota; Metazoa; Chordata; Mammalia; Rodentia; Muridae. The record is from RefSeq and is a predicted model, not a curated record. The transcript is spliced from 9 exons. Gene Ontology annotation, cellular component: nucleus. Gene Ontology annotation, biological process: regulation of DNA-templated transcription. The coding region runs from base 259 to 3708 and encodes 1149 amino acids.
CGAGCGCCGGCUCGAGGGAGCGAGCGCGACCCUGGGCGCGGGUGUAAAUCAGUCACCUGAGCGCCGAGGGGCCGCGGCGAGGGCGCGCGCGGGCGGGCGGGGAGUGGCGCGGGCGGCGAGCGCGGCCCGGAGCGGCCGGGCGGGGGAGGGAGCAGGCCGAGCGAGCGGCGAGCUGAGGCAGCCGAGGGGCUGGUCCAGGCGCGGCCGCUAAGAGGAGACCAAGAGGCGGGGGCUGCACUUGACAACCAGCAUGCCGAGAUGGCACGUUUUGUGCCCUCCCCGCCUCCAAAUUGCCUCAGUUACAAAUCGGAGGGCAGGCUUGGUGAUCAAGACUGGCAAGCACAUUUUAAGGUCCCAUGCUGUGGGGUUGAUCCAUCUCAACUCGAGUCAGAAGAGGCAGAAGUGGAUGUGAGAGAAAGAGACACACAGAGAGACAGAGAGCCAAAGAGGGCAAGAGACCUGACUUUAAGAGACUCCUGUACUGACAACUCCAUGCAGUUCGGAACCAGAACGACUGCGGCUGAACCAGGGUUCAUGGGGACAUGGCAAAACGCUGAUACUAACCUCUUAUUCAGAAUGUCCCAACAGGUUCCACUGGCAUGUGCUGGCAGAGUGCUGGGUGCAGACUUUUGCCCAAACCUGGAGGAACCAGACCAGAGGCUGGAAGUCCAGGCCAUCCGCUGCACACUGGUGAACUGCACGUGUGAAUGUUUCCAGCCUGGGAAGAUUAACCUGCGGACGUGUGAUCAGUGUAAACAUGGCUGGGUGGCACAUGCCUUGGAUAAACUCAGCACACAGCACCUGUACCACCCCACUCAAGUGGAGAUCGUGCAGUCCAAUGUAGUGUUUGACAUCAGCAGCUUGAUGCUCUACGGGACGCAGGCAGUGCCUGUGCGGCUAAAGAUACUGCUAGACCGGCUCUUCAGUGUCCUGAAGCAAGAGGAAGUGCUGCACAUACUACAUGGCCUGGGCUGGACCCUGCGGGACUAUGUCCGAGGAUACAUCCUUCAGGAUGCUGCUGGCAAGGUACUGGACCGCUGGGCCAUCAUGUCUCGAGAAGAGGAGAUCAUCACCCUUCAGCAGUUUCUGCGGUUUGGGGAAACCAAAUCCAUUGUGGAGCUGAUGGCAAUUCAGGAGAAAGAAGGGCAAGCCGUGGCGGUACCAUCUUCAAAGACAGACUCAGACAUAAGGACUUUCAUCGAGAGCAAUAAUCGCACCAGGAGUCCUAGCCUCCUCGCUCACUUAGAGAACAGCAAUCCUUCUAGCAUUCAUCAUUUUGAAAACAUACCAAACAGCCUUGCAUUUCUGCUUCCAUUCCAGUAUAUAAACCCUGUCUCUGCCCCACUGUUAGGGUUGCCACCCAACGGGCUGCUUUUAGAGCAACCUGGACUGAGGCUGAGGGAACCGAGCAUUUCAACUCAGAAUGAAUAUAAUGAGAGCAGUGAAUCUGAAGUAUCGCCUACACCGUAUAAGAGUGAUCAGACGCCCAAUAGAAAUGCCCUGACUAGCAUCACUAAUGUGGAACCCAAAACCGAGCCAGCAUGUGUCUCCCCCAUUCAGAAUUCUGCCCCAGUCAGUGACCUAAGCAAAAAUGAACACCCCAAAAGCUCAUUCCGGAUUCACCGUAUGAGAAGGAUGGGCUCAGCCUCGAGGAAAGGAAGGGUAUUCUGUAAUGCUUGUGGGAAGACAUUCUAUGACAAAGGUACUCUCAAAAUUCACUAUAAUGCUGUUCACCUGAAGAUUAAACAUCGAUGUACCAUUGAAGGUUGCAACAUGGUCUUUAGUUCCCUUCGAAGCCGGAAUCGCCACAGUGCAAACCCCAACCCCCGCCUUCAUAUGCCUAUGCUAAGGAAUAACCGAGACAAAGAUUUAAUUCGGGCUACAUCAGGAGCUGCCACUCCAGUUAUAGCAAGUACAAAAUCAAAUCUCACACUCACAAGUCCUGGCCGGCCUCCGAUGGGAUUUACCACUCCUCCACUAGACCCCGUCUUACAGAACCCUCUCCCAAGCCAGCUGGUAUUUUCUGGGUUAAAGACUGUACAGCCCGUUCCGCCUUUUUAUAGAAGUUUACUUACUCCAGGGGAAAUGGUGAGUCCUCCCACCUCCCUCCCAACCAGUCCCAUCAUUCCAACCAGUGGCACCAUAGAACAGCACCUUCCCCCACCCUCUGAGCCAAUAGUGCCAGCAGUGAUGAUGGGCACUCAGGAGCCCAGUGCUGACCUGGCACCUAAGAAAAAACCUAGGAAGUCAAGCAUGCCUGUAAAAAUUGAGAAGGAAAUCAUUGAUACUGCUGAUGAGUUUGAUGAUGAAGAUGAUGAUCCUAAUGAUGGUGGGACUGUGGUCAAUGACAUGAGCCAUGACAAUCAUUGUCAUUCCCAAGAUGAGAUGAGCCCAGGCAUGUCUGUGAAGGACUUUUCUAAGCAUAACAGGACCCGGUGCAUUUCAAGAACUGAAAUCAGAAGGGCUGAUAGUAUGACAUCUGAGGACCAGGAGCCCGAGCGGGACUAUGAGAAUGAGUCCGAGUCUUCAGAGCCUAAACUCGGUGAGGAGUCCAUGGAAGGGGAUGAGCACAUUCACGGUGAGGUGAGCGAAAAAGUCCUGAUGAACAGUGAGAGGCCGGACGAGAACCACAGUGAGCCGUCUCACCAGGAUGUCAUCAAGGUAAAGGAAGAAUUUACAGACCCCACUUACGACAUGUUCUACAUGAGCCAGUAUGGACUAUACAACGGUGGGGGGGCCAGCAUGGCUGCCCUGCAUGAAAGUUUUACAUCGUCUCUGAAUUACGGAAGCCCUCAAAAGUUCUCCCCUGAAGGUGACCUGUGUUCUAGUCCAGACCCCAAAAUCUGUUAUGUGUGCAAGAAGAGCUUCAAAAGCUCCUACAGUGUGAAGCUUCAUUACAGGAACGUUCACUUAAAAGAGAUGCAUGUCUGCACAGUGGCUGGCUGCAACGCUGCCUUCCCCUCUCGUCGAAGCAGAGACAGAAACAGAAAUUUACGGAUGGAAAGAACCAUAGGUCCAGGACAUCGAGACAGCCUGCAUUGCCGUAGACACAGUGCCAACAUAAAUCUGCAUCGUAAACUGUUGACCAAAGAACUCGAUGACAUGGGCCUGGACUCAACGCAGCCCUCCCUUAGCAAGGACCUCCGGGAUGAAUUUUUGAUGAAGAUCUAUGGUGCCCAGCACCCUCUGGGGCUCGAUGUCAGGGAAGAUGCCUCCUCUCCCGCAGGGACAGAAGACUCCCACCUGAAUGGGUAUGGGAGAGGCAUGGCGGAGGACUACAUGGUCCUUGACCUGAGUACCACCUCCAGCCUCCAGUCCAGCAGCAGUAUCCAUUCCUCCAGAGAGUCCGAUGCAGGCAGUGACGAGGGGAUUCUUCUUGACGACAUCGAUGGUGCGAGUGACAGUGGGGAAUCCGCUCACAAAGCCGAGACCCCCACCCUCCCUGGCAGCCUCGGGGCUGAAGUUUCAGGAUCUCUUAUGUUCAGCAGUUUGUCUGGGAGCAAUGGUGGGAUCAUGUGCAACAUUUGCCACAAAAUGUACAGCAACAAGGGGACCCUGCGGGUCCACUACAAAACUGUGCAUUUGCGAGAGAUGCACAAGUGCAAAGUCCCCGGCUGUAACAUGAUGUUCUCCUCUGUGCGAAGCCGAAACAGGCACAGUCAGAACCCCAAUCUCCACAAGAACCUCCCCUUCACUUCAAUAGAUUAGUCCCAGAAUGGACACUCCACAUGCCAGCUCUCACCAGAUGGCCUACAUGUUUGAACUGCCAUAGCCAGUGUGUGCUUCCGUAGCGGGGCACAUAUGUGUGUGUACAUAUGUAUGCCUCUGUGUCUACACUGUGCACACACAUAUAUUCUUUUCUUUAGAUAAAAAUGAUAAAUACUAGGUGCUUUUGAAAUUUUUUUCUUUUUCCUUUAUAGGUUUGGGAGAGGGUGGAUCUUUUACUUGGGGUAAAAACAGAGUGCCCUUUUCAGCGCACGCACACACACACACACACACACACACACACACACACAAACACAACACACAAUUUUGAUAGAAUAAUUCUUGGUCUUCUCCAAAGAGACAUUUUGUUGUACCUAUGACUGUUGCCUGCAAAAAAUAAAUAAAUAAAUAAAUAAAUAAAAGGGAAAAAAGAGAAAAGAAACAAAAAGGAACUUCUUAUAGUUGUCUUUUGUGAACCUUAAGGUUUUGAGAGAAUCUUUAAUUAAAGCAUGGCAGAUUCACCUGUAAAUAUUUAGCCUUGAGAGGCCAAUGAUGUAAAGCAAUUGUAUUGAUGGUUGUUUAACCCUUCUUUAAUUUUGACAGUUACAUCCAGCUGUUAGAUACGCAGGAAAUAAAUAGUUUGCUGGCUAGUUCUAUUCAUUUUUGUUAGCAUUAAUGCACAUUUUCUUUAAAAAAAAACAAAAAAACAAAAAAUAAAACAUGGUCUUGUUUUUACUACCUGUUAGAUAUAGUGGUAAAGAUGUGCUGGCAUGCUUCACAGCACAGAUCUGAUUUUUUUAAAUGUCCUGUACUAGUAUGUAAAUCCAGUCAUGCACUUUGUUCAUACACUACAGGGGAUGUGUAAUACCCAUGCUUGCUUUUACCCGUAAAUUACCGCCAUACUUCAAUGAGUAUCUUUCUUUUUAAAACAACCCACUUGUAUAAAAAUGGUCUGGUCAGUAAAGGGCACAAAUGCCAAACAAAAAGUAUUCAUGUUAACACAAAACUGCCAACUUUGCACAAGUUUCCAGAAAAGAAAAUACAAUUAGUCACUCAACAUAAUCACAUGCCAACUCUUUGGCCACCAGAAAACCACUUAAAACACACACACACACACACACACACACACACACACACACACACACACGGUGAUUCUUUUGAGUGCCGAAUGCUAUUAGAAUCAACAUUGCAUCCUUCCUCUGUACACGCUAAAUCACAGAAAACAAAAUACCGCGGUGUAAAAGAGCCAAGGCAUUUCUUUUGUAGAGGCAGGAUAAUAUUUUGGGACACAGUAGCCCAGAUUACUCACUAAAGGAACGAAGCUGCAUACAGUAAAGGACUGAACACUCACUUCUAAGUCCCUAACCCUUGUCCUUUGAAAAGAAAGAAAGUCUAAGCUGGUUGGUCUGUUGUUUGUUUGUCGCAAAAUCUGUAGUAGUGCUGCAAGUCAGGCAUGCUUAAUAGACAAAAUCAAAGCCCCCCAGCAGUGCUUCGUGGAAACUCUGAAUGCACAUGCUGAACUUGAAUUGAGCAGCACUCUUCUCCAGGCAGCAGAAGGAGAGAGGAAGACAGGGUCUCCCUGCAUAGUGUUUUGUGUUUCCCCACACGAAUUUGUCAGAGCAAUGAAAGCAAGCCUGAAACCAAGCAAUUGAGAAUGAGAACAAGGAGGGGUGGAGAGGAGCCUGCUCCGAACCUUUUUGUUUUGUUUUGUUUCUGAUGUUUACACGUGUUGCCUGAGCUGGUUAACCACAUCGGCUGCCUCGGCUACCACAGCAUACUGACUAAAUGAGGAUAUUUACUCAACUUCAUAUGUAGCCAGAACUGCUGGGGUGUGCUUGUGGACUGGGUUUUUUUUUUUUUUUAUUGUCUUUUUUUCCUUUCGGGGUAGGGUAGAGUGGGGGGUAAACACUAGUAUUUUGUCAACCUACAUAAUAGAAAGAAUGUAUGUCUUUUCUUCAUUUCAUGGCCUCAAACAUUUCUCCCAUAAGUGUAAAACUAAGAAACACCCUUCAUUUCCAUUUUUUCAUAUCAUUUCUAUUUUUCAUGUUUUGUAAAAAUUUUUUCUGUGUUCGCAUCAGCAUUCACUUCCGUUACAUUUGCCAAAGGAAGGUGUCGUUAUGUUUCUGUUAUUAUUCCUGUGCGAUUUAUUGUACCUCACAGUAUUUAUUUGUUUUUUCCAAAAUUAAGGAUCAUUCAUUGGGGGGUUCCGGAGUUUUUUUAUUUUUCAGAAUUUCUGAGCAGUAGACUAUUAGAGAUAAGCGAAGUGUUCCUAAGGCUUUAUCUUUGUCUCCUGAAGCAGCCAUGGGCUCUGCUUGCUUCUUCAUUUAUUCCACCUGGAGGACAGGGCAGAAGAAACUUAUCACACACAGUGUCUAUUAAAUGCAAAAUGUUUACGGUAAAAGCUGAGGAAUUAGUAGUAACGGUUUCUGUUUCCUUGUCCCUUUGAUCGUCCCAAACCUUAGUUGCUUUGCUUUGUUAUCAUCUUAAACUGAACAAACAUGUGUCCCUUCGUUUUAUAACAUGUAAGACUCUGUACAGUAUGUUUGUGAAAGAUUGAACUAGAAUAAUGAACAUUUGUUUGCAACAUUCCAUCCUCUUAGCCAUUCUCUAUAUUGUGCUGUUGCCGGUUACCAAGUGCUGGAUUCAAAGAGGAUUGAAACACAUUGUUACAAUCUCAGCAGAAAUUAUGGAAACUGCUUUGGAGUGUGUGUAGACUAAACCACACCUUGUUUUCUGAACAUUAAUAAGCAUCUGUGUUGGAACAACUUUCAAGUGUUACAUUCUUAGAGAUGUGCGAAUUCAUCUCUACAAAACUCAGUAGUUAGUCUGUUUGAGUGGACGCCAAGUAAACGGUGGUCCCGAGUGAGUCACCUAGCUGUCAGGAGGUCACAUCAGCCUUCAAACCAGGCUCAGGAGAAGCAUUUGUCACUUGCCACACACCUGGCUAAUGUCUGGCCAGGUCAAAAAGGUACAAGAGUGAUAAGAUUGAAGAUGAUGUUCUUGCUAGGAAACAUGAGUGUGUGCCUGUUUGACAGAAAUGGAGCUAGAAACCAGGCAACUGGCACUUUCUAAGUGUACCCUUAUUAGCCACUACUUUUGUUUCUCACAUUCCCAAUUGUUUGGGUGGCCUUUUCACAACCAUGUGUUCCAGUAUAAAUCCCAUUUGCUUAAAAGGAAUGGGGAGGUAGAUGGAUGUAGGUGAUGAGAUAUUAAACCAUGAGAUGUACAGUUGUGCUCCCAAAGUAUGGCUUGUUCUUGGGUGUGCCUGAGUGGCAAGUGUGUUCACUAAACUGGUGUUUCUCCAGGGUUUCCAUGCAGAGGAUGGUAUGGAGAGACCAGGCAAGCUCUUCAUCUCUGCCCAUUCCAACCCGUUUAUUUGUUCAUAAAAGUUCCCUGUCACUAGACAGUUUCUAGCUACAUCCAUCUUUUUCUAGCUGACAAUUAAUAUGAACAUAAGUCUUCAUCCAAAUAGCUUUCUCCCAUUUGAUUGGUUUUUGCUUUCAAGUUUGCUCAUGAGUACAGAAUUAGGCGAUAUUAGUUAUGCAUGUUCUCCAGCUGAUGUUGAAGUAUACUGUUUUGGUCACUUUAAACUAUGGUUUUGUAAAUAUUAGAAAGGUUGUGUCCACUUUGGGGAAUAUCUGCAUGUUGUGGAGUGGAAGGAAGACAGCAAGGAAAGAGAUAGAUAAUAAGUAAUCUGGCUUUGGAAACAUGGGGAAAGAGCCCGACACCCUUCCGCUAGUAAUUGUAUUGAAAUAAACCAGCUCCAUGGAGCUCGUCCCCAGUCUUAGUUCAACUGCCCUGGUCGUUCUGAUCCUUCUUAAGGUUUAAACAUAUAAGCAUUUUCCUUCUGAACAUGGCUAGCUUCUUUCUAGAAAUCAGUGUCACUGACCCAGUGGUGUGACUUCAUUAGUCAUGACUUUCCAGUAAGAGGAGGGAGAGAGACAUCUAACCAGUUAUAGUCAGUUAGUGUACACUUUGUUUGGAAAGAGAGGGUCUGACUCUAUGAAGAAUGGUAAGAAGCAUACCCUCCAUUGGACUCGGGAGAAAUCAUACAUGCCACAUAAUAAAAUGGCGUCUUUCUCCUCUCUGUGUUCUCCAUAGAUAUAUGCCAAGCACAUAGAUGAGAACGAGGGAGGACCCUCGGCAGUUCAAACACAGACAAGCCAAUAAUCAGACUGAGAUGGGCACAGCAUACCUGAGCGACCCUUGAUCACAUCUAGUAUGCAGGCAUUGUGUUAGGUUGAAUGACAGUAAAUAGAAUCCACCUGCCCUAAGAUGUCUAGCAUCUAUUGUAAAGGAACAAGAUGCCCAGGAGAGAGACAGGCUCCCAUCUGUGACCACACCCUGCUCUUCAGAGCUUUUCAAAAUUAUAACAAAUUUAAUUUGCCUUUCUCCAAACUAGAAAUAUUUAAAUUAGUGGAUUUUUCUCUUUUUCUCCCAGUCUUUGUUUUUAGCAGGAGGGAUCUAACUGAGUAAAGAGAGCAAGAUAAGGCAAAACAAACAAAACACUGGAGAGGCUGCAGUUCUUGUAGAACAGAUAGAACUGGCUCUGGUCCUGGCUUGAGUGUAGCUGAAAACAGCCAAUGCAUUACAAGUGUUUGUUCAGGAGAAAAAUCUAAGUCAGCUCUGCCUUGUAGUGGGCGCCAACACAUCCUCUGAUAUCCUGCAGAGUUCCCUGUGACCAGGUGAGUCACUGCAUACACCGUGGGAGGACUUAAUAUCUUAAGAAGUUCCUAAUGGGUCAGGAUUGGCAAAAUGGGCAGAUGUGAGGUUUUUUAUUGUUAUUAUGAUUAUUAUUGUUAUUGAGAACGAAGUAAUAGCCAGGGUUCCCUUGGGACCACAAAGACAGAGAAGUCACCUAGGUUAAAAGGCCAGUAAGCAAACCCACACUUGAGUGGCAAUGAGAGAUGAAGUUGCAAGUGCUCUUUAUCCAGGUGCUGUAGCAUCCUAGAAAGUUGUGAUCACAAAACCGUGUGACUGAUGACCUUGUGAUCAACAUGGAAGUUGAGGCACAGAGGUAACUAGUUUCAUAUUUCCCUCAGAAUUUUAACAUUCUUAUUCCUGACCUUGUUAAAAUAUAGCUGAUAUGUCCCAGGCUCAUGUCCACCGUUCCUGUCCUCGGAGAGGGAUCACUGUAGCUCCCACUUUUACAGCGGGCCAGGAGGUCGGUCCUUUUCAAUGCUCCUGCCCACACAUUCAGUCUCCCUCCUCCUGGUCACUUAUCCUUCCUUGGUCGUCCCACAAUUUACACAAAAUUAUUCUUACAGCCCUUCUGCAAUAAUUGGCUGACAGAUAGUAUCUUUGGGGGGGGGCUGUUUUUUAAAAUCCCAAAUGCCUAAUAACAGGACUUAAAGAGUUGGGCAUUUUUACAAGUACACCAGACUGAAUGCUAUUGUUCAUUAUAUAUAUAAUAUAUAUUCUAUGUUAUAUAUAUGUUAUAUAUGUAAUAUAUAUAAAGCUUAUGAAGCAGCACACUACAGUUAUCAUAAGACUGUCUUUAUUCUUCUCCAAAGUGUUCUUGUAAAUUCACUUGACCUUUAUUGCAGGGAAAAAAAUUAUACAGGGUUGAGGACGAGGCUCAGAUUGUAACAAAUAGCGGACCAUUACAGAGGAAAGGCGAAAGCCAGGGCUGAGCAGCAAGAAGCUUUGGUUCAAUUUCACCUCAUAUCUUUCUAAUAACGUACUUGUCACUUUAUUACCUUCCAGUAAUGUGAACACUGCUGACAAGACUGUCACACUAACAGCAGACAACACCCUCUCUGCUUCAGCCCCAGUUCUCUUGGCUACUUAUUGCCCUGGCCCUGAAGGGACACAAACUAAUAGUGUGCUUUCCAGUUCAGCACUUGGCCAUCAACUAUAAAAGGAUGCGUAAUUGCCUGUUUAUCCCUGGUGAAGGGGAAAUUGAGUAGAGGGCCAGGCUUUCCCACCAGUUGCCUGCUGUACACCAUCAUUCACAAUCAGCCUGCCUCCUCCAUCUCUCCUGCCUCUUCCUGUCAUCCUCUCUCUCCCCCACCUCCCUGUCUCUUUCCUCCAAGCACGUAUGCACAACUACUGUGUGUUUAGGAAGCUGGAGGCUGCUUCCAUGCACUCUCCCCAGCUAUUAAGUGGACAGAUGACUUCUUACAUAAGGGUCAGUAGAAAGUGACUGACUGUUCUCUGUUACUUUGAAGUAGUAAUUCAAUCCCAUGCCCAUCCAUUUGGGAAGUGUUGAGUGUGGUCAUGCAAUUGGAGAAAAUUUCCCUGCACAAAUAAGAGGAGGUUGCCCAUAUUCUGUAAGGAAAGGAUUAAAAUACUUUCCUUCCUGGUCAAGAAGUGUGUGUGUGUGUAUGUGUGUUGUAAACAAACUGCUUAUGAAUGGUGGCUAAAAAACACUGGGGAAACUUAAAUCUUUGGCAUGAAACCAUUUGCUAAAUGUACACAUGUAUCUUUCAAUAACGGACUCCAAAUCCAUAUUUACAAAGAUGGAUGAACCUUUGUUUGCCAAACAGAGCUGACAAUCAGAGUAAAAUAAGGCUCUAUUCUUUGAACUGUAGCCAUUAAAACAGUGAAGAUCUUAGAUUUGAAAGACAAAAAUCUCCAUUUUAAGAAUUUGGGAGAGAUACAAGGAUAGUGUGAGAUUUACAAAAUCAAGAGAGCAGAGACUUGAAGGAAGGAUGGUGAAAAUGUUACGUCCCAGAAUACCUGGACUCAGAUAAUGUGUUGUGUUGGCUAUUUCUAAGUUCAGGAAGACUUAGAAGAUGGUCAAUAGUGGCUAGUUUGGGUAAAAUGAAAUGAGGGCUGUAUUUGCGCACCUUCUGCAUGGCUGAGAGAGUUGGAAGUUCCUCCUAACUCCUAUGGCAGACACUGCUAUAAGCAGUCACAUUCCAAGUAAGGUUUUAGUCAACUGAGAGUGACACAUGGAGGUGUGUCUUUGUUGUAGAUUUGCAAGGAAAGGAAGAUAGUUUGGGGACAAGUAACAUCGGGUUGAUGUUGACAACACUGUGCUAAGUCACUUCGUGAACCAGUCUGAGGACUGAAGAGAAAAGCACUUUGAAAAAGGACUUCGGGUCUGAGUAAAGACAGUGUGUUGACUUUUGUUUUUAGUUUCCCUCAUGUGUAUUUAUAAUAAGCAGUUACCAAACAUCUUAAUAAAGUUGUAAUUAAAAACUCAGUUGCCAAAAUUGCACAAAUUCUGCAAGCUAAUACUAGCUUUGUCCCCUGAACUCUGAGUAAUGGGGAUACAUAGGACAUUUUAUAGUCAUAAUGCUUUCUUUAGCUAAAAAUUGUUGAAGGGAAGGAAGAACAGAAAAUGGUAUUUUAACAGAAACGGAGAGAAGUAGAUAGUAUAAAAGUAUAUUUCUUCAAGAUAGAGAGAAUCUAAGUGUUAUACCAAGAUUUUAUAAGGCUUCCUGUUGCCAAAUGUGAUGCUGACUAAUAUGACACGUCUAAUACGGCAAAGGCAUCAAUUAUUAACCGGCUCUGCCCACUUCUGUUGUGGUAUUCAAGGGUAGAGAGGAUGCUUUGAGGAGACCCCUGUGUGGGAGAGAGCUCUAGUCUGCUGGCUCUGGGAAGGUUUUCAAGAAGGUGAAAACUGCAGGCCUGUCUUGUUCUCCCACCUGCCCUGCACGGUGAACUGACCAGGCACUGUCUUUGUGGCACUAACUUUCCUGCCUCUUCUUUGCUAGGAGAUGAAGCAUCCCCCUACCCAUUCCUGAAUCAGCACAGUGGCUUCUGUAAGCCCUGAUUCACAAGGCACGAUGCUCCUGAACUCCUGGCCAAUGGGCUGAGUUAAUAGGUUCACGAGAUGUAUAAAACCAAGACUAACUGUUUAUUCUUUUAAAUUCAUACUGUGCUUGGAGCAUUUUUGCAUGUCUUUGUACAGAGUCCUUCAUUCUUCUCAUUGCCUGUCUUGAUCUCCUCUGUGUCUCUCCUACCCUCACUCUUGCUCUUUACCCACUCCCCUCCCAAAAGAAAAAACAAACAAACAAAAAAAAACAAAUAAAUCUUUUCUAGGGCAAGUGGGUAGAACACUCCCUCCCUUGGCCUGGUUUUGAUCACUCUCGAUAUGUGUGUGUUCUACCCUGCCCAGGUUUACAUAACAUGAGUUAAGCAAAUGAGAUGUUCUAGUAGUAUGUAUUAACAAGAUAGGACUAGGAUUCUUUGUAUACAGUACACUCACUUUCCUGUGCAAACUUUGGUUCUCCUGUCUCAAGAGAAAACUUCCCUCAUCCCACCAGUUUCAAGAGCUGUGGAAGAGCUCAGUGUGGGUCGUGGGACAAGGAAGAUAGAGAAACUGGGCAAGACGUGGGUCUUUGGGUUGUGGUGAGGUCCCUCACUUGGCUAAGAGAAUAUGGAAUCCCCCCGCCCCCCACUCCUGCCCAAACCUUCUAUUUCAUCUCUAAGAACAAAAGCAUUAGAUUCAGCUUUUAUAUUCCAUAUGGAAUGGAUGUGGAUAUAUACUUUAUCCAUGGAUGAAGGAAAUUGAAAUAUCUUGAGGAAAAGGAACUGUUAACCAGAUUAUGUCUCGUUCUAACUUAGACUUUAGAGGUUUGGUCCUCUUUGUUUCUGUUCUCAUUUGCAUAAGGUCUCUUCUACCCAGCCUGUGGUAGGACCAAAAUCCGUAUCAGGAAAGGCAACUGCACCAAGAGAUGGGACAGCUUGCAUCCCCGACCUAAUAAUUGGUGACGUCGGUAGCUUCAUGAAUACUGUAUGUAUUUUAAUCGAGGGUUUUGUUUUUGUUUAACUUUGUGGUUUGUUUCUAUUAGUAGUCUAAGGUAAUUGAAAUUGUUUAUUUACUAUUUCCUUCGUUGUAUUUUCUGUACUAUAACUGUCUACAGUAUGUCUUUUGCAUAAAAUGCAUAAGGGUUUGGGGAUGUAAAUGGAAUUUUAUUCAUAUUUUGUCCAAAUACCUCUUGUAAUUUGUAUCAAAAUUCUUGUACAAUUUUUAUAUUAAAGAUUUAUCAGUCACUGAAA